Molecule: messenger RNA, 2193 nt
Organism: Corythoichthys intestinalis (scribbled pipefish)
Lineage: Eukaryota; Metazoa; Chordata; Actinopteri; Syngnathiformes; Syngnathidae
Gene: pdcd4a
Product: programmed cell death 4a
Exons: 11
Coding region: 226-1623 (465 amino acids)
Biological process (GO): negative regulation of DNA-templated transcription
Cellular component (GO): nucleus; cytosol
Source: RefSeq, a predicted model, not a curated record
UGCUCUUGCUGCUCCAAGUUAAAAACAGACUUUGUUUAUCUUAAUGCUCAAAUGUGCUCGGUCUCAGGAGUCCACCUGCUAGCCCUUUAGAGUCGUUCUCUCCACUGCUACUUUAAUCACUAAGCUAGUUCAUCUUGCCUGCUUUUGAGUUUUCCCUUUGCCCUGUUGGAACUAAGGAAGAUAAAGAACACGCGUGGGGGGACUGUUAUUCAGCCAAGUCUCGUCAUGGCGACCGAAGUGGACGCUCGGUCUUCGGCUCAACAGACAGACGAGACGUUUCCUCGUGAUGACAAGCAUGAAGAGGCGGAGCGUCCAUAUGAUGACGAGUUGAUUGAGGCGGAGGUGAAUGGCAACUGGACGCCCCAAGAAAAGGCCUUGCAUGAGGCGAGGCUCAAGGCCAAGGCUAAGCGGCGUGUGCGCAAGUCAUCAUCCCGCAAUUCUACCAGCGAGUCGCUUUCAGAGACAGGGGACAUUACUGGUGCUGACCCUAACAGUCCGAAAGGCAAAGUUGCCUCUAAUGAUCGCAAAUCCAGAACUGGGAAAGGCAGAGGCUUGCCUAAAAAAGGCGGAGCAGGCGGUAAAGGUGUCUGGGGUGCUGCUGGGCAGGUUUAUGAGGACGAGGAACUUGAUUUGCAGGAUCCAAACUAUGACGAAUCUGCUCAGGGAGACACUGUUUAUGCAAAAGUUGUUCCGGAAGUGGACAAGAGGGACCUGGGGAAAAUGGUCAACCCAAUUGUCCAGGAGUACUUUGAACAUGGAGACACCAAAGAGGUCCAGAUGCUGCUGCAGGAGCUCAACUUGGGAUCCCACAAAUACGAGUUCUCGUCGGUGGCCGUCUCCUUGUCUCUGGAAGGCAAAGCCAGCCACCGAGAGCUCACCUCCCGCCUGCUGUCCGAUCUGUCCGUCAAGGUGCUGACCCAAAGCGACAUGGCGCGGGCCUUUGACAAGAUGCUUAAAGAGUUGCCCGACCUCAUGCUAGACACUCCCGAGGCUCCUCAGAUGUUAGGCCAGUUUAUAGCCAGAGCCAUAGCGGAUCACGUCCUUCCAAUGUCUUUUCUGGACUGUUACAAAGGCAAAGUUGACUGUGACCAUGCCAGAGUGGCUUUGGACCGUGCUGCUGUACUGCUCUCCAUAAAAGGAGCAAUGGUGCGUCUGGAUAAUGUGUGGGGCGUGGGCGGUGGCCUCAGACCUGUCAAGCAUCUCAUCAAAGAGAUGAACCUUCUGCUAAAAGAAUACCUGACCUCCGGAGAUGUGCUGGAGGCUGAGCGUUGCCUGCGUGAACUUGAAGUUCCCCACUUCCAUCAUGAGCUUGUCUACGAGGCGAUUAUAAUGGUGCUGGAGUCCAAAGGGGAUGCAGCCAGCCCCAUGAUCAUCAAGCUGCUGGAGUCCCUUUGGAAGACGGGCCACCUUACCGUGGAUCAGAUGAACAGAGGCUUCCAGCGGGUCUACGAUGAGCUCCCCGAAAUAAACCUUGACGUGCCGCAUGCCCACACGAUCAUGGAGACCUUUGUGGACCUCUGCUACCAGCAAUCUGUCAUCUCCAAGCAGCUAAGAGAUGCAUGCCCCUCCAGAGGGCGCAAGCGCAUGGUAAGCGAAGGUGACGGCGGCAAGAUAAAAAAUUGAUUAAAAAAUUGAAAUGAUGAAGAGCAUUGUCAGGAGUAGGAGGAGGCUGGCUGGUUUAGCUUUGCGUCAGUUUCAUCUGGACAUGUCAGCAUGAAAUUCCUCCUCCUGAUGACAUCAUCACCGUGAUCAUCAUCUUUAUGCCACAGCGUUUUUGGUGAAAGUGAAACCAAUUCCAGACAAAAACUGGACAUGUUAAAAAAUAAAUAAAAAUGGAAGCCAGUUCCCUUCAUCUUGUUCAUCGCAGUUUUUUUUUUUUUUUUUUUUUGUAAAAAUGUUCAUUGUUUAUUGGGUUGAUCCACCCUUUCAUUUCAGCUUUUGUACUUUAUUUUCUUUUAAAAAUAACUCAUAGCUGUGAAAAGAGGGGAAAUGGACCUGCUAUUGGGGUGUUAAAUGGACAAUUUUUUUUUCAAUUGUCCCUGAGAUGGUUUUGUUUAACAGUGACACUUCACUGCUUUCUGUUUACAUGUUGACCAAAGUUUGAAUAUAAAAAAUCUUUUCAUUCAUUAAAAAAGGCAACAUGACUUUUGUGUUUUUAUUUGCAGCAUGUGUAUAUAUAAAGAGGUGCAUUAA